Lethenteron reissneri (Far Eastern brook lamprey) is the source of this 7772-nucleotide messenger RNA. RefSeq names its product ephrin type-B receptor 2-like. Gene Ontology annotation, molecular function: transmembrane-ephrin receptor activity; protein binding; ATP binding. Gene Ontology annotation, cellular component: plasma membrane; dendrite. NCBI's taxonomy places the organism in Eukaryota, Metazoa, Chordata, Hyperoartia, Petromyzontiformes, Petromyzontidae. Gene Ontology annotation, biological process: protein phosphorylation; ephrin receptor signaling pathway; axon guidance. The record is from RefSeq and is a predicted model, not a curated record.
CAUCCUCCCCCUCCCCCGCUCACACUCCCACCGCCAAACCUCUGCUCCCUCCCUGGUAGGCGGAGUAGACAUCUCCGAAGCAGUGUCUCGCCUCCGUCGAGAGCACACAACUGAAAGGCUGGUCGUCUGUGCGGAGAGCGCAAGAGAGAGAGAGAGCGCUUGGAGGCUGGAGGAGUUAGGAGGGGAGGGGAGAGUUGUGAAGUGGGCAGGCAUGGUCCGCGAUUGAAGCGCUUCCACCACUACCACCACUACGAACUGCGUGGCUAUUGCUGCUUCUGCUGCUGCAGCUGCUGCUGCAUCACCGGAGACAGACACUGACGGCGCGACGGGAUUACUCUCGUUAGGGGGACCGAAUUACAUGCGCGGCAAGCCGGGCGACUGAACUGGACACGGGCAGAGCUAUGGACUACCUUUUGCUGUUCCAUUUUCUCCUCGCCGUCGUCGCACUCGAAGAAAAUCUUCUCGACACAACGUUGGAAACAGCCGAACUUGGUUGGACUGUGUAUCCCUCUACAGGGUGGGAAGAGGUGAGCGGCUUCGACGAGACCAUGAACACCAUAAGGACCUACCAGGUCUGCAAUGUGUUUGAGGCCAACCAGAACAACUGGCUGCGGACCAAAUUUAUCGAGCGCAAGGGCGCGCAGCGCGUCUAUGUGGAGAUGAAGUUCACCGUGCGGGACUGCAGCAGCAUCCCCAACGUGCCGGGCUCCUGCAAGGAGACCUUUAACCUCUACUACUACGAGACCGACGGCGACGUGGCCACCAAGACCAAGCCGUUCUGGAUGGAGAAUCCCUACAUCAAGGUGGACACCAUCGCGCCGGACGAAAGCUUCUCGCAGGUGGACCUCGGCGGCCGGAUGAUGAAGAUCAACAACGAGCUACGCAGUUUCGGGCCCCUCUCCAAGAGCGGCUUCUACCUGGCCUUCCAGGACUUCGGCGGCUGCAUGUCGCUCAUCUCCGUGCGCGUCUUCUUCCGCAAGUGCCCGCCCGUCGUGCAGAGCUUCGCCAACUUCCCCGAGACGCUCACGGGGCCCGAGAGCACGUCGCUGGUGAUCGCGCGUGGCUCGUGCAUCCCCAACGCCGAGGAGGUGAACGUGCCCAUCAAGCUGUACUGCAACGGCGACGGGGAGUGGAUGGUGCCCAUCGGCGGGUGCACGUGCAAGCCGGGCUACGAGCCCAGCGGCGGGCGCUCCACCUGCAACGCGUGCCCCCUCGGGACGUUCAAGCCGCAGCAGGGAGAACACGAGUGCCAGCAGUGUCCGCCCGGCAGCCGCAUGUCGUCCGUCGGCGGAACGAGCUGCGUGUGCCGCAACGGUCACUUCCGCGCCCCCUCGGACCCCCCGGACAUGCCCUGCACCAGCACCCCGUCGGCUCCGCGAGGCGUCAUGUCGAGCGUGAACGAGACGUCCGUGGUGCUCGAGUGGAGCGCUCCCCUGGACUCGGGCCGACGCUCGGACCUGGCCUACAACGUGCUGUGCCGCCUGUGCAGGAAGGACCGCCUGGUGUGCACGCGCUGCAACGAGGCCGUGCGCUUCGAGCCGCGCCAGCUGGGCCUGCGGCAGACACGCGUGCUCGUGAGCGAGCUCAUGGCGCACACGCCGUACACGUUCGAGGUGCAGGCCGUGAACGGCGUGUCGGAGCAGAGCCCCUACCCGCCGCAGUCGGUCGCCGUCAACAUCACCACCAACCAGGCCGCUCCCUCUUCAGUUCCCAUAAUCCACCAGGUGACUUCAAGUGUGACCAGCAUUACACUGUCCUGGCCACAACCUGAGCGGCCAAAUGGAAUCAUUCUUGACUACGAAUUACGCUACUACGAAAAGAGCCAGGAUGAGCGCAAUGCCUCGUUCAUGAGGAGUCAGACCAACACGGCCCGCGUGGACGGACUGCAGCCUGGCACCAUCUACGUGUUCCAAGUCCGCGCUCGAACGGUUUCUGGCUUUGGCCGUUACAGCGGGAAGAUGUACUUCCAGACCUUGGAAGAGGGUAGCUACCCAGAAAAGCUGAAAGAACAGCUGCCGCUCAUAGCCGGCUCUGCAGCUGCCACCAUUGUGUUCAUCGUUGCAGUGGUGGUCAUCGCCAUAGUCUACUGCAGGAAACGCAGUUACGGACGACCCGAUCCAGAGUACACAGACAAGCUGCAGCAGUAUCACACUGGCCACUCCACUCCAGGAAUGAAGAUGUACAUUGAUCCCUUCACAUAUGAAGAUCCGAAUGAAGCCAUCCGUGAAUUUGCCCGCGAGAUAGAUAUAUCCUGUGUGACGAUUGAGCAAGUCAUCGGCUCGGGCGAGUUCGGCGAGGUGUGCCGUGGCAGGCUGCGCAUGCCGGGCAAGCGGGAGAUGUACGUGGCCAUCAAGACCCUCAUUGCCUACACCGAGAAGCAGCGGCGAGACUUCCUCAGCGAGGCGAGCAUCAUGGGCCAGUUCGACCACCCCAACAUCAUCCGCCUGGAGGGGGUGGUCACCAAGAGCAGGCCCGUGAUGAUCGUCACCGAGUUCAUGGAGAACGGAUCGCUCGACUCGUUCCUUCGGCAAAACGACGGGCAGUUCACGGUGAUCCAGCUGGUGGGGAUGCUGCGCGGCAUCGCGGCCGGCAUGAAGUACCUGUCCGACAUGAACUACGUGCACCGCGACCUGGCCGCUCGCAACAUCCUGGUCAACAGCAACCUGGUGUGCAAGGUGUCCGACUUCGGGCUGUCGCGCUUCCUGGAGAACGACCCGACGGAUCCCACGUACACCAGCGGCAUGGGCGGAAAGAUCCCCAUCCGGUGGACGGCUCCUGAAGCCAUCCAGUACCGCAAGUUCACGUCGGCGAGCGACGUGUGGAGCUACGGCAUCGUCAUGUGGGAGGUGAUGUCCUACGGCGAGCGGCCCUACUGGGACAUGACCAACGAGGACGUUAUCAAUGCAGUGGAGCAAGACUACCGGCUGCCGGCACCCAUGGAUUGCCCAGCAGCCCUGCACCAGCUCAUGCUCGACUGCUGGCAGAAGAGUCGCAACGACCGACCCAAGUUCGGCCAGAUCGUGAGCACCCUGGACAAGAUGAUUCGCAAUCCUGCCAGCCUCAAGGCCAUGAGCUGCGUCACGUCCGCGGACUCCCAGCCGCUGCUGGACCGCACCAUGCCGGACUUCACCAGCUUCGCCUCGGUGGACGAGUGGCUGGAUGCCAUCAAGAUGGGUCGCUACAAGGAAAACUUCGCUAACACAGGCUUCAGCUCCUUCGACUUGGUCUCUCGCAUGACGGCAGAGGACAUCUUGAGAAUAGGUGUGACCCUGGCAGGCCACCAAAAGAAGAUCCUCAACAGCAUCCAGAUGAUGAGGGCUCAGAUGAACCAGAUUCAAGCUGUGCAGGUCUAAUGAGAGGCGGCUCCCCACCGGCAAAGCGGUGCAAUGAUGCAGAGUGAACAUUCUUCCUGCCUUGUCGUCCCCUCUUUGCCUGGACUUGCAAAAGUCACGUGUCAAAAGUUGUCAUUGCAAACGCCGACCAAGCAGAGAGAAAACAAAGACACGAGCAGUAAAAGCAAGAUGAUAACGUUGUGUUGUCGAAUGGUUAGAGUGUGAACUUGGGAAGAAGGUUUUGUUGAGCUCACGUGGUUUGUUAUAUCUAUAUUUUUUUGGUAUAAUCAUGAACUCGAUCAUUAAUUCAAUCCAAUUCGCAGUCCCCCAUCCCCUCCCUCUCGCCCCCCUGAAUAUUGUUAGUUCUGGGCCAUAAGGGGGGGGGAGAAUAAAAACAAUCAUGAAUGCGGAGUGAAGGAGUGUUGUGCACAUCUCAUCCGUGACUCUACCGUGGAUAUUUUCUAAUCUGAUGUGCAGAAUAUAAAAUUGACCUUCGUGUCGUCGAGCUCUCAAAGUAUAUUCCUUCAUCUGUGAAGAUGAGUUUGAUGGUUUCUGAUAGGCACUAGACCUUGAUGUUGAAGACUGGGAUUAAGUAUGUGCAGGGAAAGGAUCUGUUGAACUGGGAAAUUGAAUUAAAGUUUGCUUCCAGAAAGAGGCCUUGCCUUUAAUUCUUAAGUCACAGACUUUGGAAAAUGCAUCACAAGUAACAUGUUUAAUCAAAACGGCUACGCAGAUACCUUCAUAUUGAAGGUUGUGCGUGGAAGUGGGGUUUUUUUCUUGCUUUUAUUUUAUCUCUCGUGUGAAUUGCUCUUAAGUUAUAUGAAGUUUUUUUUUUCUUGAUGAUGGUGAUAUAGAUUUGACUUCUUUAUACCAAUGUACCCAACCUUGUUUUUUUUUUUUACACUUCAGAAAUGUAACUACCCCUUGGUCACAAACACACAGCAAGUAACGAUCACUCAUAAAUAAAUACACCAAAUAUAUCACUGCAGCCCUGUUAAUUUUCAUUGUGCCAUGAUCAACGCUACCUAUAAUACAAAAUGACACGAUGUAUUAUUCAACAGUAAGUUUCCAAGGAAACAUAUCAUUCAAAGGAAUUAUGAGUGGAUUUUAAAUAUAUAUAUUUUUUAAUUUCAGAUCAUUAAUCACCCUCGUGAAAUUUAAUGAUUUUUUUUUUAUAAUUGUGGCUAAUGCGUCAAAGUGGUGUGUGGCUUGGGUGUUGUUCCACGGUCUGGUUUUUAGUUUAUCGACCACUGCCGUGAAUCGCAAACGGUUGUGUGACCGCCGCUGCACGGCUUAAUUUUCCCGGCAUGCGCACGGCAAGUUUGAUCACUUUGAUCGUGUGCGUUAAUCCUCGGCUCUGAUAAUGAAUCGCGAACGAUCGCUGCCGCCGCGUGCACCAUUGAGAUGUGGAUAAUUGGCAAGAGCAGCCAUGGCAGGUGCCCCAGCAUGCUGUGUGUAGGUGGCCAAUGGCUUCUUUUUAACUAAUAAAAGCAUUUUACGUUAACGGUCGUGGAUGAUAAAAGUGCUCCCUCCUCUUUAGUCAGAAACUAACAUGUACAAACGGUAUCACUUUGGUGUACUCUGUUAAUCUCAACCCGUGUUAUGUUCAUGCCUCUGAGAGUACUGAUUGCCUGCAGGCACAGCCGUCUUCUCUGCAUGUUUAAAUUGAUUCCGGACCGUUACAGCAAAGCAGAUUUUUUUUUUAUCCGGUAAUGCCCAUGCUAAUGUUGCGAAAGAAAUCUUUGUUUUUAGCCAUGUACCACAAAGAGUUAGAAAGAUAAACAUGCCCCCUUUUAAAAUGCACUGUGAAAUGUAGAAUGAAUUGCAGCAUUCUCCAUACAUCUCUCAGUUUUGUGUGGGUUAUUCUGUGGACAUUUGGGAAGGGGUAAAAGAAAUUGGUCACUGUGGUUGGUGUACAACCGCUACGCUUGAUUGUUUUUCACGACGAAGUUGGAACACGAGUUGUUUUGUUUUUGAAUUCUUAAAUUGUUUUGUGUACACUUGAACACAUCUGCUAUUGGUCACAAGAACAAAGGGAACACAUUGAAAUGAGCUUGGAUGUCUCGAUUUAAAUCCCACUGUUUUGGCUUUAAUUGUGCAAUUCACGCUUGAUUUGUAAGUGGUUCUCACAUUAUUUUGCUCUCUUUGUGCCGUGUAUCACCACUGGUUUCAUGUGUGCUUCACGCUCACAAUUAUCUUUAUUUACCGAUGCUAUUGCUGACAACCUUGAUGUGUACCGGGCUAUGUCAGAUGCUUAAACUGUUGUUGGUAUUUUCUCACCAUGGGGGUUUUUUCGUUGCACAUUAUUUGAACUGAAAUAUUCACAAGGAUGGUCAACAUACACUAGUCACACCUGAGUUCAAUUUCAAAUGUAUAACUUUUUUUAUUGACCACGCGUUUAUUUUUUAUUUCAUGAAAAAAAAACGAUAUGCUAAUAGAAUAUGACUGCUUUAAAGAGUGAUUUCAAAAGGGGCUUUUUGGAUGAGACUUUGUUUUAAACUUUAAUAUUGCAAUAUAAAAAUGGCUUUAAAGGCUUUUUUGACAAUAAGGAGUAUAUUAUCCUCACACUGAUUAAUGCCUUUACAUUACAGACCUUGACAUUUGUGGAGCAGUUAUUGCAUUAGAUAUGAAUGGUGGCAAGCACACACGCACUCACGAAUGCAGAUCCCACGUACGUAUUAUUAUCAUCGACCACACUAUAGUGACCUAGGUUAAUUUUCACUGAAGUAAAACAUGAUACCCAUGCUGUUAAUGGAUAAAAAGGUGCACUCAAACAUUGUGAAACUCUGGCCACAUUUAACACAAAGAAUACCAUCAUCCAAAAACUGUAAAUGUUCAUUCAAUCAAAUUAAGUAUUCUUAUACGUCGCUUAUAUAUUUUUAUAAUUAGUUAAUGACACAAUUAGCAUAGGGAGUUGUUUGGGAAGUUGAGGCUGCCUUCAAAAAUACGGGGUCUAAUUUGAUUUUGUAAUUGUGCAAUUGGCACCCAAGUUUCACCCCUAUGUGGGUCUCAUGAUGCCCUAACGGUGUCAUUCUUUUAUGAAUGAGUUUUUAAGGAAACAGAUCUUAUAUUAGAUAUUGCAGAACUGCCAAAUUAAAUAUUUAAAUCAACGAUAUGUAGACUUACAUUUUUAAGACACUGCAGUUUCUAACACUAAUCAGGACAUAACAGGAAAAGACCUGUUAUCUGCCACCCUAUUAUCCAUGACUCCUAUUAUCCGUGGCAGGCAGUGGGUCUGGAAAAAAAAACGAUUAUCUGUAACACUGUUCUUCAUAUUCACUGAAUACAACAAAAUGGUUAAGUGAAGUCAAAUCUCGGAUAAUUGGAUAUGCAAAAUUGGUCCCCCACAUCACGGAUAAGAGGAGUCCCUCUUUAAAUGCAAAUUUCCAUUUAUAAUGAAAAAAAAAACACUUCACAUGAUGAUAUUAUAUAUGAUAGAAUACUAGGCAAGUCGAUUCUUAUUUCUUUUCAAUUAUUAUCAUAAUUGUUGAGUGUGACAUUUGGCAGUAGUAGAAGUUGCAGGCUUGGUAGGACUGUGGCCUUGAAAGGACUGCGUGUGAUUUAUUUAGCACUAAAAACCUUAGCAAUAGCCAUUUAUCAAGGAUUUCUGAAGGAGCAUAUUAAACAAAUAGCGGAAAGAAUAGUCGUUUCAUUGCCCAGAUUUUCCUCUUUGGUUCUAAAGUAUUCACUUUUCCCUGAAAAGUUCAUUUAUAAUAGAUUUUGCUUAUUUCACACAGUUAAACUUCGCUAUCAUUAAGUAUACAUACUUGGGCUUGUUUUGGCAAGUCGAUUCGAGCAUGUUUUAUAGAAACACUCACGUGUAUAUAAUUUUCGUUGACUGAUGUGUAUUUUAAAAAUGACUUUCUUUUUAUCAAAGUUGGAAAAAAUUUACUGCAUGCCACUUUUGAGAUUAAAAUGCUGACAACACUUUGAAAAUAACUGCUCCUACAAAUUAGUCUUCGGAGAGAGUUUGAUUAUUUACCAGUUAAUUCGCAACAUCCAACACUGACGGUUAUUAUUGGACUGCGAUUUCUUCAUUCAAUGCUUUUCAAUUCAAAGCAUUCUGCUGUAGCUUAUGUAGAUAUAAAGCAUUUUUUUUACAUACUAGUAGAAAGUUCGAUGGAGACUUUAACAUGUUUCAAGAAUUUAUGUACAUUUUGUAUUUAAGAGGUUUUGUUUUCCUUUUUUCUUCUUCUUUUCAUCGUUUUGUAUAAGUAAUAGCAAAUUGAUGAAUUGUACAUACAAGUGAGUUGCAGGCUAUUGGAGGCAGACAAGUUAAGAUGUUUCGACUUUUAUUGUCUUCCGAUUGUUGUACCCUGCCAUUUCUUUGCACAGUUUUCCGAAUUGUCGUUUGCAAUUUGUAUUUAUAAAUACUGAAAGUAUUCUUGGAAACUGUAGAAAUAAUGUCGAAUACCUUUUUACAAAUAAACAAAACAAAAA